Molecule: messenger RNA, 3108 nt
Organism: Lactuca saligna
Lineage: Eukaryota; Viridiplantae; Streptophyta; Magnoliopsida; Asterales; Asteraceae
Source: the annotation of a GenBank genome assembly
AUGGGGAAUGCGAGGGGUUUGGGGCACCUUCUGAUUUUUUUAUGUGCGUUCUUGUUUGCAGGAGGUACAUAUACUUGUUUGGGUGAUGGAAAUACGAGUGUCAUUUGCUCUGAGCAAGAGCGACUUGCUCUUCUCAAGUUUAAAGACAGUGUCAGAGAUCCUUCUGGAAUGUUGUCAUCAUGGGUGGGCAAUGACUGUUGCAUGUGGAAAGGAAUUUACUGUGAGGAAACUGUCCAAAGCCUUCAUCUUGGAGGCUGCUUCUUAAGUGGUAAUGCAGUGAACUCUUCUUUGGUAGAGUUGAGGCAUCUCAAACACUUGGAAUUGAGUGGGAAUGUUUUUGAAGGAAGUCAGAUCCCAAAGUUCAUUGGAUCCUUGAAGCAGCUGACCUACCUUAACCUCUCUGGUUUUGAAGGUAUUAUUCCUCCUCACAUUGGCAAUCUUUCUAAUUUAAAGGUUCUUGAUAUCAGUCGGAAUGAAGGAAGGCUGAUGGCAGAUGACAUGGCAUGGGCUUCUGGCCUAUCGUCACUUGAGCAUCUCGACUUGAGUUCAGUAGAUCUUCACGGAGCACAAAACAUUGACACGCUGUUUUACAUGCUUCCUUUGUUAAAAGAGUUAAGUUUGUCUGAUUGUGGACUCUCAGAUGCUGACCUUGGUCUUUUUGUUAAUUCGAGUAGAAUACUUCCCAACAUCAGACACUUGGAUCUUGGUCACAAUCAUUUCCAAGGUCCACUCCCUGGUUUUCUUCAAAACAUGUCAUCCCUAACAUUCCUUGAUCUUUCAUACUUUGAUCUUAGUUUGGCAUGGAAUUUUGCAAACUUGCUAAGCAUGAUCCCUUCUCUAUCUGAGCUUCAUUUGUCAGGUUGCAGGCUCGAUAAGACUCAACUUUCUUCCCCUCAUCUUAAUCUCAGUACACUUUCCAACAUUCGACACCUGGUUCUCAGUGAAAACUCAAUUGAAGGUGUAUUCCCAUCUGUUUUCACAAACAUGACUUCCCUAAGAGUCCUUGACCUCUCAAGAAACAUGUUGAAUUCAUCGGUUCCUAUUAUUCCUAACCUUCUAGAUCUUGAUCUUUCCGUUAACCGGUUUAAGCAGAUUGGGGAUGUUGGAAUAUGGAAACAGUGUCACGUGAAUCGAUUGCAUGCAUCAGAUAAUUAUUUUGAAAUAGAAAUGAACGACUCUCCAAAAAAUGAUUCAGAAUGCUCCCAAUAUGCCUUGGAAUGGUUGGAUUUGCGCAGGUGUUCAAUUGGUAGUAUUCCAGAACAACUUGGAAGACUGACCAAUUUAAGAUGGAUAGAUCUAUCUCUCAGCAAAUUGACAGGCCCAAUUCCCGAAUCUCUUGGAAAAUUAAGAUCUUUAGAAGUAUUAGAUCUAUCUCUUAACCAGUUAACUGGUCCCCUUCCUGUCCUCCUCGGGAAUAUUUCCGAACUUGACCUUUCUUUUAAUCAAUUGAAUGGUUCAAUUCCAGAAUCCUUUGGAAAUCUGGCAGCUUUAACGUAUAUGGAUCUAAGUUCCAAUCAGUUAACGGGCCCCAUCCCAGCAUCUCUAGGAAGACUUGUCUCAUUACAUUCAGUUUCAGUGUCUUCAAAUUUGUUAAAUGGGACUAUUCCGAUUUCAAUUGGGCAACUUGGUAAACUUCAUUCUCUAGAUUUCUCUAAUAAUUCUUUAGAAGGAAUAGUUUCUGAAGCUCAUUUUAACCUUUCAAUGUUGAAGUACUUGGAUACUUCUUCUAACACCAAGCUGACAUUCAAUGUUUCACACAAGUGGAUACCUCCAUUUCAACUGUUGUUUCUUCGACUUAGUUCUUGCAACAUCGCGAAUGGAUUUCCACAUUGGCUUCGAAGUCAAAGGAACCUUUAUGAGUUGGCAUUGUCCAAUGCUUCGAUUUCUGGGCUGCUGCCCAGAUGGUUGCGGACGAUGCCCGUUAUUCCUUCCUUAGAUCUCUCUCACAACAAACUCAACGGACCUUUGACAAACCUUCCUUAUGGAAAUAGGUUAACCGGUAAAAUUCCCAAGUGUCUUGAGAGUUUGCAAAGGUUGUAUAAUAUACUUGGCUCAAAUAAUCAGGUGGCUGGUGUCAUACCAAGUUUUAAAGCUCUUAAUUUAUUUCGUCGGUUAAAAUUGAAUGACAAUAACUUUGUUGGUGAACUUCCUCGAGAAUUGGGGAAUUUACGAGGCUUGAGGAUAUUAGAUUUGGGUGGUAAUAAAUUGUCUGGCAACAUACCAGAAUUGGUCAUAGAAGAUCUUAAAAGUUUGGUAGUUUUGAGGUUACACAAAAAUAACUUCACUGGAAGAAUUCCCCGGUCAUUGUGCAAAGCUUCAAAUCUACAAAUUUUGGAUGUCGCAAAUAACAACUUAAAGGGACACAUCCCUCGUUGUCUAGGAGAGCUGAAUGCCAUGGUUAAUAAUAGUGGAUUUCAGCAGAUUGCUGGCUCUGUCAACGAUUAUGAGAAUGUGGAUCAGGUCAUGAAGGGUGUUGAUCUUGAGUACACAAGAACUUGGGAUAUGGUGUAUAACAUGGACCUUUCAAGCAAUCAACUUGUUGGAGAAAUACCUGUUGAGCUAACUACACUUUUCAUGUUGGUGGGUCUCAAUUUAUCGCAUAAUCAUCUCAGUGGGUUCAUUCCAGACAACAUUGGAAACAUGUCAGCAUUAAAUUCUCUUGAUUUAUCUGGAAAUGAGUUGAUUGGGUUGAUCCCUCCAAGCAUGGCAGCUUUGACCUUUUUGAGCUAUUUGAAUUUGUCACACAACCACCUGUCCGGACUAAUUCCAACGGGAAAUCAAUUGCAGACCUUGACUGAUCCAUCAGUAUAUGAAGGUAACAAAGAUCUAUGUGGACCUCCAUUGCCUAAGACUUGCCCAAAUUACAAAGAUUUAACAACAACCAAGAAGAAUUUAGAAGCAGGUGAUGAGAAGACCAAUGUAUGGUUGUUUUAUGUGGACAUAAUUUGUGGAUUUACAGUAGGGUUUUGGGGUGUAAUUGGAGUUUUUCUGUUCAAGAAGCAGUGGAGACAAAAGCUUUUCAUGUUUGCUGAGGAAACCAUGGAAAAAAUAUAUGCUGUAGUCGUGGUAAGAGUUAACAAGAUCAGGAGAGGAAGAGAAGCCACGUAG